Ambispora gerdemannii is the source of this 1290-nucleotide messenger RNA. Lineage: Eukaryota; Fungi; Glomeromycota; Glomeromycetes; Archaeosporales; Ambisporaceae. The record is from the annotation of a GenBank genome assembly.
AUGCUAUUAAAUGGAAUGCGCGAAACAAACAAAAGCAUCAUAAAGUUUCCAGAAAUCACAUCAUCUGCCAUGAAAAUUGUCUUGGAAUUUCUAUACACAGGAGACGUGAAUCCUAAUCACUUUACCAUCCGAAGCGCAAUCGAUACAUUCCACGCAGCGAAUUAUUUCCUAUUACCAGACCUAGAAAAAAUGAUUUCUGAAUUCAUAAUUGACAAUUUGAAAAAAGAAAACAAGAUUGAUUGCUUAGUGGAAUUUUUCUCAUCAAUGAUUUCUUGUUCGUCGGCGAUUGAUUGUGAAAUUAAGGUCUUUCGGGAAAUUUGGAGUGUGAUGGUGAAUACACAAGUAUGGUUGAUUCCGUUCGAUCGGAUGACAUUUGAGAUGUUGAGAGUUUUACUGAGUGGAACGGUUGAUUUUGAGGGUUACUUUUUGACUACAGAGUAUGAUUUGUUUCGAUAUAUUCUUUUGUGGGAGGCAUCCCGUAUUUCGCGGCAAGCUUUUUUGGCAUUUUUUGAUUAUUUGCCAUUAAUUGAGACUAUUGACUAUUUUCGUGAUCAGAUCCUAACAGGAUUCAGAAACGAUGCUUUGUCAGACCCUACAAUUGCAAAAUAUAGAACUCAAGUUCAUGAUGAUAUUUCUCAAUUACUUACACUCAUCGAUUUACACCGCAUCCCGCCAAAAGUCAUAGCAACCGUGAUUCGUCCUCUCCAACUAAUAUCAGAUGAAAUAUGUCUAAACGCCUACGAUUACCAUGCAAAAGCUUAUUGUACACCAAAACAACAGCGUGGUAUAUACCACUACAAGCUUCUACAAUGGGAUAAACGUGCAUGUGGCUCAAAACUGAAAAUUUCCGCAAAUUCAACGAUAAUUUCCGCGCUUGCUGAUCUCACCACUCAUCAAUCAGUGAGAACGGAACAAGCGUUUUGGGGAGAAGGUGUUUACGAAUGGGAUGUGAUUGUUGAGGAAACGUGUUGUUAUGCCUGGGUCGGAAUAUGUGCUACCGAGUGUGUCAAUUAUGCGAUGCCGCUUGGGCUUCAGCAGUAUGGGUGGGUUGUUAGUUCGGGAGGUUUUUAUCAGCAUCAUGGAAGAAAGUCGCGGGGCGACAAAUUGAUACUUUUUGGUAAAGAUGCUAAAGUUACUGUGCAUUUAGAUAUGACCAAUAGGACAUGCGCAUUCUCUAUUAAUAAUGUGAGGAUGCCUGUGGCUUUUGAUAAUUUGCCGGAAAAAGUUUAUCCGGCAGUUUCGCUUGUUUGCCCCGGUCGAUUUCGUAUUUUGCCGCAUAGAUAUUGUUAG